Darwinula stevensoni is the source of this 441-nucleotide messenger RNA. Lineage: Eukaryota; Metazoa; Arthropoda; Ostracoda; Podocopida; Darwinulidae. The record is from the annotation of a GenBank genome assembly.
CACAAUCCGAUCUCCGAAUUUCCUCCUGGACUGUUUGAGAACAUGACGAAUUUGACGAAUGUCGAUGCCUCCCAUUGCAAUCUGGGACCGAUUUUGUCCAACGGUUCCUUGUCAUUCCAGAGCGAAGUCUUGACUGAGGUUGACCUCCAGCAGAACAACAUUGUCAGAUUGGAGCCUGGAGCCAUUGCAGGUCUCGCAGGUAGUACAUGGGUGUAUCUUAGCGACAACAAUAUCACAGACUUGACGGAAGACUCCUUCUUGCCCAUACUUGAGGCCAUUUCCCAGGGGGGAGAUGGGCAGCUUAUUCUUCAGGGGAACCCAAUCCAGUGUGAUCCCUGGCUAGUACUCCAUCCGGACUCCGAGAAGUUCAUGCAGACGCUGCAGGGUGUAGAUUGCGGAAGGGCUUUCAAGGGACCGUUGGAAGAGUAUGGUAGACCUUAA